ACAGCGCGCGUUGCUCUCGCUUCAGCGUCGCCUUGUCUUCAGAUGAACCCGUCUCGUCAGUGUCGUGAACAUCAGAGGUCCCAUGGCGUGAAAUUAGACGAUAUAAUGCAAAGAUCAAGGGUGACGACCGUGAAGAGUGAAAAGUGAAGGAGCCCUCAUCCACUAUGGGGAACACACCAUCAAAAAGUGGCAGCGGGGAGGAACCAGUGAAAACUGUUCUGUUUGAGAAGGAGCCAAGUGGGAUAACGUACAGAAUACCUGCUCUCAUUUACCUGCGGCACAGUCGCACCUACCUGGCCUUCGCCGAGAAAAGAUCCUCACCAUGUGACCACGAUGCCAAGAUCCUUGUUAUGAGAAGAGGAACGAUGAAAGAUGAUGGAUCUGUUCAGUGGUCGACCCGCGAGGAGCUGUCGACGGCCUGUCUGCCGAACCACCGCACCAUGAACCCGUGCCCCGUGUUUGAGAAGAACAGCAAGGUGCUGUUCUUGUUCUUCAUCUGCGUGUGGGGAAGCGCCAGCGAGCAGUGUCAGAUCCUCACAGGCAAGAACAAGGCGCGUCUCUGCUGCGUCAGCAGCAGCGACGACGGGCGGACGUGGAGCCGAGCCAAAGACCUGACCGAGAGCGCGAUCGGGGAAACCAUCUAUAGGUGGGCCACCUUCGCCGUGGGCCCCGGCCACGGCGUCCAGCUGGAGAACGGCCGGCUGAUCAUCCCGGCCUACGCCUAUUACGUCCCCCACAGGUGCUGCUCCUUCCCCGUCCCCGGCACCGUGUACCCGCGGGCGCUGUCGCUCUACAGCGAGGACCUCGGCCACACCUGGCGCGUGGGCAAAAUGCUCCGCAAGAAGUCGUGCGAGUGCGAGAUGGCGGAGAUCAUAGACCACGAGGGCCGCAGCCACCUCUACUGCAACGCCCGCCGCGCCGGCGGCCACCGGUGCGAGGCCCUGAGCGAGAACAGCGGCGCGUGCUUCGACAAGCCGCGCACGGCGCCGGGGCUGGUGGAGCCGCGCUCCGGCUGCCAGGGCAGCGUCGUGGGCUUCCCCGCGCCCGAGUUCGUGCCCAACGACGACGCCGAGAGCAAGGCGUGCGGCACGUCGCUGCUGUCGCCCGACGCGCAGACCUGGCUGCUCUUCGUGCACCCGACCGACAAGUCCCGGCGGCGGGACAUGGGCGUGUACCUGAACCGCUCGCCGCUGCACUCGUCGGGGUGGGACAGGCCGAAGAUCAUCCACGCCGGGCCCAGCGGCUACUCCGACGUGGCUUACAGCGAGGACAAGGACCAGUUCUCCUGCCUGAUGGAGUGCGGCAAGGAAAGCGAACUGGAGCAGAUUGCCUUCAUGUCGUUCACCCUCAAUGACGUCUUGCAGACGGGCAGCAGGAAGGAGAAGAAGAUGCAUUGAGGCGUGGGUGAUUUCUUUCUACAUUAAGCUCUAACAUUCUCCUGCAAAUGAAAAAAAAAAGAAGAAAAACAGCCACUAAAUAUGCUGUGCAGUAACAUCUGUCUGUGUUUACUGUUGCUCUACACUCCGGAGAUGAUAAUGCAUGCAUUAGUCGGGUGUUUCGAUGUCUCCCUGUUUACAUGGAAAAAGUACUUUAGGUCUUAAUAGUGUUAUAUGCAAGCAGCUGUAGAAGGACGGGAAGCUUCGGGGCGGAGGACUUAACGCAUGACGCAGACACAGGCCUGACUCUACGUGUUGCAUGUUGGACCAGCGCCUCACGCCCAUUUCCACCUUUUUAUUAGUCGGUCCGUGUUUUCUGAGCAGCGGGGAGAAUUUGCCUACCUCUCGUUAUUUUCAUACCAGGAUCAUAGCAGGCCUCCGCGAAGUUGAGUGUCGAGUUUUCCUCCGUGCUCAGUCUCUCCUUUAUAUUUAGCCUAUUCUGAUUCACAUAUGCCUUUUACACGCAGCCCGUCACCGCACAGUAGGUGCUAGAAAGCUGGUAACAGAAGCAGCAAACGUCCAUUCGUUUAUUUUGCUGAAGGUUCAAUAAGGAAGAUGCCGUUCCUCUGUGGAUUCACGUUUUCUGCUCUCUGAUCUCUUCCUCUGCAUCACUUGUGCCUCCGGCCCUGAUCUGACUCCUUGAACCUCUUCACUCAUUGACAUGUGUCUGUCUGUCCUACACUUCUAAACACACACAGCCUCCUCCUCAUCACCACCACAUCCUUCAUGUUAUUCAAGGACCCCUCAUCCACUGUAUGAACACUCUGUCCUGCUUUGUCUUUAUAUGUUCAAUGUUUGACAUUGAUGAAGUCUAGAGGCCAAAACAUCUUUGUGUUCUAAUCAAUGCAUCUUUGCUCUCUCCUUAUUGAACCAAUCACAGAAGAGACCAGCCUGCAUUGCAUAUUUCCAGCUGAUCGGUUAUCACCUAACUUUUAAAUGUUUUUAUAUUAUGUUUCAGUAUUAUGUCAUUCAUUGAGCCAUUCGUCAUGAGUGAGGACAGUAAUGGCGGGUUUGACACGGUGGCUGGCUGUUGGUUAUCAAGCAUUUAGCAGAAGAUGAAAACCUACUAUUUAUAAAGCCACUAGGAAUUUGCACACACAAAACUGAGUGACUUUAAAUUUCCACUUUGCCUAUUGUCGUUGGGCAAAAUGCCUCCAAGUGGAUCUACACUAGUGUUACUGUAUUUUUGUUGUUGAGAGUCAUAAAAAACUGCAUGAAAAAUGUAUUUUAAUAGAAAAUAAAAGUAACCUGUGAUGACGUAA
Molecule: messenger RNA, 2698 nt
Organism: Betta splendens (Siamese fighting fish)
Lineage: Eukaryota; Metazoa; Chordata; Actinopteri; Anabantiformes; Osphronemidae
Product: sialidase-3-like
Exons: 3
Coding region: 165-1397 (410 amino acids)
Biological process (GO): oligosaccharide catabolic process; ganglioside catabolic process
Cellular component (GO): membrane; lysosome; cytoplasm
Molecular function (GO): exo-alpha-sialidase activity
Source: RefSeq, a predicted model, not a curated record